GCCCUCGCAAUGAGGAAGCGUUUCAAGCUCAGAUUCAGACGUCUUCAGCUGAAUCAAGAGUUUGUGUCGAAGCAGAAGAUCUUUAAUACAAAAGACGCUGCGUGUUUGCAAAUAUGCACCGAUUGGAAAUCUGCUUUAUCAAGUGACACGUCUCCCACCGAGUGAACCAACAUGGGUACUGGUUUGGCUAUUGCACUGGUUUUUGUCGGUUGCUGCAGCAAUGUGGUGUCUCUGGAGCUGCUCGUAAGACAGUUUCCAGGAUGCGGCAACAUCGUCACCUUCGCUCAAUUUUUAUUCAUCGCAUUAGAAGGUUUGAUCUUCGAAAGUAACUUUGGGAGGAAGAAACCAGCGAUCCCGAUCAGAAACUAUGUGAUCAUGGUGACCAUGUUCUUCACAGUCAGUGUGAUCAACAACUACGCUCUCAACUUCAACAUCGCCAUGCCGUUACACAUGAUCUUCAGAUCGGGAUCUCUAAUUGCGAACAUGAUUCUGGGAAUAGUCAUCCUGAAGAAAAGGUAUUCAGCGAGUAAAUAUCUGUCCAUCGCUUUAGUUUCAGCUGGCAUCUUCAUCUGCACCAUCAUGUCUGCCAAACAAGUGAAUGUGGCCAAUGAGGGAUCAGAAGAGCAAAACGUUUAUGCCUUCAUGCGCUGGCUUAUAGGAAUCGGCAUGCUGACCUUCGCUCUGCUGAUGUCUGCGAGGAUGGGCAUCUUCCAGGAGACGCUGUACAAGCAGUACGGAAAACACUCCAAGGAAGCUCUCUUCUACAACCACUUCCUGCCUCUGCCGGGCUUCCUGCUCCUUUCCACGGACAUCUACAACCACUGCGUGUACUUCAGUCAGAGCACUCCUACAGUUGUUCCUGUGGUUGGACUCAAUGUGCCAUUAAUGUGGCUCUACCUGCUGAUCAACGUCAUCACACAGUAUGUGUGCAUUCGCGGCGUUUUCAUUCUGACCACCGAGUGCGCCUCGCUGACCGUCACUCUGGUGGUGACCCUGAGAAAGUUCCUCAGCCUCAUCUUCUCCAUCCUGUACUUCCAAAACCCCUUCACUGAGUGGCACUGGGUGGGCACAGGGGUGGUCUUCCUGGGCACUCUGCUGUACACGGAGGUGUGGAGCAGCAUGCGGGCGGCUCUGCGUGGACCUGAGGUCAAGGAGAAGAAGGCAGAUUAAAGACGAAGAAGAGGAGGAGGAAGAGGAAAGGACUGGUGGUCGACUAGAACACCGUCUCUGUUGGACUUAGAGAUUGUUAUUGUUCGACUAUCCUGCAGUGAUUUUAUACAGUUAUGUCAUUCAGUUUAAGCCAUUGUAAAUCCCUCUUUCACUUACGCAGUUCACAAGAUGAGGCUGGUGACCUUCUAUAUUUUCUUUGCGUUAGUCUUUAUUUAAGACAGCAGACCGACAGUCCGCUGGUCGACAUAGUGGAACAUUUAGCAGAGUUGGUUGAGACCAAACACAGAGUUGAAAGAGAGUGGAUAUUCAACUUACAUUCAUCAGGUGGGUAUGAGACUCCAAAUUAAUUAUAAUUAUAUAAACACUUGAAAAAGAGAAUUUACUCAGAAAUGCUGCAAUACUCUCAAUUUUGAAUUUCGCACCUUUUUAAAGUAAAUGUAAUGUUGUUGGCCUUUGUGUUGUUGUUUCUGAUCUUCUAUAAAUCAAAUGAGAUCAGCAGAUCAAUCAAUAAUGAAAAUAAUUGUUAGUUGCAACCUUACUGUAGUGCCCCCAGGAGGCCCAAAAAUGCAGCUCUAAAAACUUGUCUUGUCAUUGUUUUGUUUGAAAGGUUAAAUAAUUGAAUAACAGCUGUAGCUGUAGUUUCUAGCAAAAGUUACUCAAACAGGAAUAAAUAGUGCAUUUGUUUGGGACUAUUUUCAGCCGUGGAUGAAUACACAAUCGAUGCACUAAUGAGUAUAUCCAGCACCAGGACGGUGUUUAUAAUUGACAACAAAUAAACUGCAGUGCCCAAGUUUAUUAUAAUGAGGGCACAUGUUGUGAAUUUUUGGAAAUCGAUGGAGCUCUACAGCACGAGGAACAAGUUAUAUGAGGCGUUGGCUCCUUGUUAAAAUAGAAAACUGGAAUCAUUUAGAAAUGUGAAAUAUAAAAUAUCACCAACCCUAUUUUUUCACUUUAGUACCUCAUUAGCUUUCACAGAUGCAAAGUCAUGAUGCAAAUUCCUUUUUUUGGGACAUUAUUGUAAUAUGUAUUUUCAUUAAUGUUCAUCAUUAGGAUUACAAUGAACUCUAAUGUGAAGCUGAAGAGACAAAAUACUGUUGUAUUACUUAAAUGUUUAUUACUAUAAAUGUUUAAGGAGCUGAAUCAGUAUUUUUUUGGAAACAAAUAUACAGAGGGAUAAUUUAUGGCGA
Cyclopterus lumpus (lumpfish) is the source of this 2357-nucleotide messenger RNA. RefSeq names its product solute carrier family 35 member B4 (gene slc35b4). Bases 172 to 1170 code for a protein of 332 amino acids. Lineage: Eukaryota; Metazoa; Chordata; Actinopteri; Perciformes; Cyclopteridae. Gene Ontology annotation, cellular component: Golgi membrane; endoplasmic reticulum membrane. The record is from RefSeq and is a predicted model, not a curated record. Gene Ontology annotation, molecular function: UDP-N-acetylglucosamine transmembrane transporter activity; UDP-xylose transmembrane transporter activity. The transcript has 10 exons. Gene Ontology annotation, biological process: transmembrane transport.